Molecule: messenger RNA, 947 nt
Organism: Tachysurus fulvidraco (yellow catfish)
Lineage: Eukaryota; Metazoa; Chordata; Actinopteri; Siluriformes; Bagridae
Exons: 4
Coding region: 11-634 (207 amino acids)
Source: RefSeq, a predicted model, not a curated record
UCAGCAUGGCAUGCACGCACAAAUUUUCGUUCGGCCAUUCCUGAAGCAGGCGGUGGAAGCGGCACAGCCGACAGCGGCGACUCAGGGAGCGCAACAGCCAGAUCAACUGCUGAACAUGAAAACACUGGAGGUCACAACCUCGAUGGCACAAGUGUUGUUGGGCCUCACAAUGUUGGGGGAUAACAUGAGCCACAUAGCGAAGGAGGCGAAGUGCAGCGGAAGCGCCGCAGUCAUCGACGUGGCAACAGUGGCUAUUGUUCUGGAGGCCAUGUUGCUCCUUUUCCUUGCCUUUUCUCUGAUGGACAUGAACACAAUUGAGGCCACAUCCUCUCUGGCACAAGUGUUGUUGGGCCUCACAAUGUUGGGUGAUAACAUCGGCCACAUAGCGAGGGAGGUAAAGUGUGGCGACAGCGUGGCAAUCAUUGGCCUGGCUGUUGUGGCAGUUAUUCUGGAGGUCCUCUUGCUGUUUUUCCUUGGCUACAUCUUGUGGAAAACACCAAGAAGCCAAAGGAGGACUACAAUUAUCAACAGGGCCUUCUUGGUCUGCGUCACCAUCCACAUGGUGUUGAGGGUGGUGAUCAUCGCCCUGGUCAGUGCACAACAUUGUCAGGUUCUUCUGUCACAAGGAUCUUAGCCAAUAAGUGUGUAGGAGGAGCAGGAGGAAGAGGGAUAAUGACCAAUAACACACACCUGAUUUGUGCAUAAUUAUGAUGUCAGCUUAUAGAUAGAGCAGCCGCUAGGUGGGUGUUAGACAUUCUCUCACAAUUCACCAUGGCAUCCGAUCACACAAUAAUUUUCGUUCAGCCAAAGGUGGUGCAGGACAAGAGUGGAGGAAGGGUGUCAACCGACCAAACUGGGCAGCCGUUUCCACCCGUCAGCAACUGCAGUGAGAUGAGUUACUUCCCGAUGCGGUGAAGCAGGCUGUGGAUGCGUCACAGCCGGCAGCG